Messenger RNA from Gongylonema pulchrum, 168 nucleotides. The record is from the annotation of a GenBank genome assembly. NCBI's taxonomy places the organism in Eukaryota, Metazoa, Nematoda, Chromadorea, Rhabditida, Gongylonematidae.
AUGGAAGGUUGUAUAGGCAACAGUUUAUUCGCGAAUGCAUUGAUCGCUGCUCGUGAAAAAUUCAAAGUGCCUCCGGACUUGUUCGCGAAUAACGGCAAUGCGGUUGAAGCUAACGCAGAACAGGUCAGAGGGAAAUGCCUAAGUAGGCGCUGCGUUCAUACCAAUUAA